This is a messenger RNA of Trypanosoma cruzi, 1242 nucleotides long. Its product is annotated as clathrin heavy chain, putative. Gene Ontology annotation, cellular component: clathrin complex. The transcript has a single exon. The annotation marks the transcript as partial. Gene Ontology annotation, molecular function: clathrin light chain binding. Gene Ontology annotation, biological process: receptor-mediated endocytosis; intracellular protein transport. Lineage: Eukaryota; Euglenozoa; Kinetoplastea; Trypanosomatida; Trypanosomatidae. The record is from RefSeq and is a predicted model, not a curated record.
CUUGUACUAGAAGCCGAAAUGUUGCCAAGUGUCAUGGAUCGCUAUGAAAGUUAUGACUUUGGGAAAGAAUUGCUCUCCCUGCUUAAGACAGCAUCCUCCACACCAGGGGCCCAUAUGGGUGUUUUUACUGGAAUGGGACUUCUGUUGGCGAAAUACAGGCCUGAAAAACUAUUAGAACAUGUGAAUAUGCACGCCAAGAAGAUCAAUACACAUAAAAUGAUUGCUGCAUGUGAGGAGUAUCAUCUGUGGUUGGUGCUUCGAGUUUUACAUGUCAACAACGAAGAUUGGCUUGCUGCCGCCACGACGAUGAUGCACCACCACGUCGAUGCCUGGGAUCAUGACGUUUUCAAGACUGUUGUGAGUCAUUUGGGAUCCAGCGAUUUGGUGUACAACUCCAUCUCAUUCUACAUCCAAACCAAUCCACAACUCCUUGACGACUUUCUCACCAGUAUGUUUAAGACCUUGGACCCCGAGCGUGUCUUGCUGGAGGUGAAGAAGCUCGCCCCUGUGCACUUUAUUCGUCAGUAUCUGGAGUCUGCCCAGGAACGCAACUCCAGACGUGUGAAUGAGGCAAUUAACAAGCUAUAUAUGGAGGAAGAGGACUUUACUGCUUUGCGUGACUCGGUGGAGCGCUUUGACAACUUUGACUCCGCAGAAUUAAGUGCUGAGCUUGAAAAGAUGGAGCUUUUUGAGUUCCGCAAGAUUGCGCUUUUUCUCCAUCGCCGUAACAAGCGAUUUACACAUGCCGUUGCCGUGGCGAAGGAGAACAAACUCUACCAGGAUGCCAUUGAAACUGCCGCCGAGAGUGCCAACCCGCAGAUUGUAGAGGAUCUUCUGGACUUUUUUGUUGUGGAUCACCCGGACUGCUUUGUUGCGUGUCUCUACACAUGCUACGACUACCUCACACCACAGGUCGUGAUGGAAAAGGCAUGGCUCAACAAGCGUACGGACCUCGCCAUGCCGUACUUUAUUCAGGUCAUUCAAGACUACACAACAAAGUUAUCGCGGAUGGAGAAGUCCAUGAUGGACGCCCAACAAUUGGCAAAGGAGGCGGCGAGGCGGGCGGGGCCGCUGCAUACAGGUGCAAAUGACCCUCUGAUGAUUCAAGCAGGGCCAGCAAACCCAAUGGGUGGCGCGAUGCCGAUGCCAAUGCCAAUGCCGAUGCCGAUGCCAAUGAUGGGUGGUGUGCCGCCGGGCAAUUACGGUCCCCCGCCGCAGUUUGACAACAGGAGGCCGUACUAG